Prunus persica (peach) is the source of this 1280-nucleotide messenger RNA. RefSeq lists its product as uncharacterized. The transcript has a single exon. The record is from RefSeq and is a predicted model, not a curated record. NCBI's taxonomy places the organism in Eukaryota, Viridiplantae, Streptophyta, Magnoliopsida, Rosales, Rosaceae. The coding region runs from base 499 to 951 and encodes 150 amino acids.
AUUUGAUUGUCAAUUACACAUCAGUUAACAAAAGAAGAAAAAACGCCCAAUUUGACCAACUUUGGCUUCCACUUUGAAACAAAGAAACCCUAGCUAGCUUCAGCACUUCCCAAAAGGUUCAUUAAUUCUUAAGCACUUCCCAAAGGUGAAUGCAAGUAAUCCCACAUCAUUAAUUGUUUAGAAGGCGGCUUAAGUUAAUUAGCUCACGGAAGCAAGGGCCACCCAAACCCAAUCCCACACAAGAAGAAGACCAAAACCCAAAAAAUAAAAUAAAAAUCACCAAGAGGCCAAUUUGGUCAUUUUUCAACCCAAUUAGCUCUGUUCUGUUCUUAUUAGAUGUCAAUAUUUCUAUAUAUAACACACAGCCGGUCCACCCCUCCAUAGCAUUCAAUUCAACCUUCCAAACCAACACCAAAGAAAAAACAGAGCAGCCAAAAACAGAGCAACCCAAAAAACAGAGCAACCCAGAAAACAGAGUGAGAGGUCAAAAAAUCUAAAAUGGGCAACAGUCUAAGGUGCUGUUUGGCUUGUGUGCUACCCUGCGGAGCUCUUGACUUGAUCCGGAUCGUCCAUUUGAAUGGCUACGUAGAAGAAAUCUCGCAUUCUGUCACAGCCGGUGAGAUCCUCGAAGCGAACCCAAAUCACGUUCUGAGCAAACCCAGCUCCCAAGGCGUCGUUCGUCGUAUUUUGAUACUCUCACCGGAGACGGAGCUCAAGCGGGGCAGCAUCUAUUUCUUGAUCCCGACUUCUUCUAUACCGGAGAAGAAGAAGAAGAGUAAGACUAGCGGCGUUAAGAAGCCGUCGAAAAAGAGCACUAAAAACCACACCGAAAGUACCGACCGCUACUUAAUGGAGAUUGUCACUGAAAAGAAGUCUUCGUCACGGCGGGAUCGCCGGGCCGGCCGGGCCACAGUAUGGCGGCCUCAUCUCGAGAGCAUCACCGAAGACUAACAAAUUUUUUUCCGGUGAUGGAUGGGAGGGGGGGUAUUUUUUUUUUUGGGGGUACAUGGGGGGGUUUGGUAUUUUCUCUUGUGGAUAAAAUGUGGUUUUGCUGGUUUUUUUUUUUUUUUUUUUUGGGUCUGCGUAUAGUAAUGGCAGAUUCAGAAUUAAAUUUAGUGUUCACGAGGUCAUGAUCUGUUUGGUUCUCGAGAAAACUGAAAAAUCAUGGCACACUGGCAGUCUUGACAGAGGGAGAGAGAUAGAAAAGAAGUGUACGUUUUUACGAAAACAAUUGUAUGUACACCUUCAAGUUUGUAAGUAAAUAUGUUUCUUCUUCUAUU